Messenger RNA from Plenodomus lingam JN3, 1158 nucleotides. RefSeq lists its product as uncharacterized. Lineage: Eukaryota; Fungi; Ascomycota; Dothideomycetes; Pleosporales; Leptosphaeriaceae. The record is from RefSeq and is a predicted model, not a curated record.
AUGAAAGAUAUCCUUACAUACCCCAACUUCAACUCAGUGGAUAGCUAUGCUGCCGCAGAGUCGUUUCCCAUCUUCAGCAGCGAAAAUGUGGUCAUCAAAACCACGCUCGUUUCUCCCUCAAAAUAUCAUUUAUUGUGGUUCUCCUAUACGCUUGAAGAAGUCAAUGGUGUUGUCGGACUCGUACCUCACCCCGCUGAAGGUGAGAUACCGCCUCCGAGAGUCUCCAAUAAAGCAAGUCCCAACGAUGUAGUAUUCAAAAUCGAAGAUUCUGAGAGCCAGUCGGCCAUGCCAGGGCGGACCCUUGAUCCUAUAUGCACAAAUACAUCUCAUGCCGUCAUUGUCGAAAUCUACAAUCAAAUAUUCGGGGCAUUCUACAGCAUACCAUCACCAUUCUCCUCACGUAAAGUUGAUGAUGCUCUCGUCCAAGUCGAGCAGAUUACCAGAUACACCACCACCCUAGACUGUCUCCACCUCAUACGCUCCCACGUUGGCAACGCACUCCUACAAUACCGCCAAUCCCUCUUUAUAGCCAUCAAAUCCGACCCCGCCCGCUGGCUUCUCCUCUCCCUGGCCCUCCAAAAUGACGCCUUCUACACCCUCAUCCACAUGAUCGGCGCCCACCCUUUCUGGCCCUGGCUCACUCCACCCUCCACCCUCCUCGAACCCAUCCGCCACCUCAUCUCCCGCAAAUCCCGCCAUCUAAACACAGCCUGCAUCAAAGCCGAGCGCGCCCUUCUCCUCCUCACCAUCGAAGUAGACUCCGGCCCCGUACUCCCCCAAUGCCACGCAAACUCCGACACCUGGUUCCUCGUCGCCAUCUUUCGCGACAUCCUCGCCCGCCAAUUCUCCGCCCUCGAACAAUGCCAGCCUGGUCCCGCCGCCCUCAAGCGCGGCAGAAUUUUUCGCCAGCUCAGACAGGGUGGCUCUGCUUGCAUGGCCUAUGAGGAAAUGGAGCGCCUCAUGCUGCGCGUUAUGUCCUGUGCCGUGCCCUCGUUGAGCGAGGAUUUGGGCUUGCUAAAGGCGUUUGCGAGCGAGUGUGUGCGCGAUUUGGCUAGGAACGAGCUGAUGCUUAAUGUCGAGGGGAAUGGAGUGGCGUAUUUGGCUUGUUCGAGGGUGGAGAGGGGGGAUGUUCCGUGGAGGGUUGCGGAUGGGGUUUGA